GUUAUCGGGCACCAAAAGAACCUAACGCGUGGCCCAGCAGCAUUUCCGCCAUACUCGCAGCUGGUCACACUCAAAAUUUGUAUUUAAAGAGGAGCGUUUUAUUGUUUUUGGCAUUCGGUUGUGUUAAUAACGCUGUUUACGUUGGCGGAGAAUUAGGCGGCAAAAGAAACGCAAUACCAGAGGCGCGCUCAAAAGAAAUUACAAACAUACAAAAUAAAUACGGUAAUUUCGAGUGAAAUACCCACACGCACACCACCGCACACACACUCUCACACCCGCACACUCAGCACAAUUCCAAUAGGAACCUUUCCGGGCGGUGAGCACGUUUCGCGUGAAUUUCGCCCGUGAUUGUAGAGAUUUCUCGAUCUCUAUUCCGGUGGCAGCCGCAUUUCUAUAAUUAAAACCGAAGCUGAACCAGCAACAGAGAAACAAAAUCAAAAUUUAAAGAAACCUGUCUGCAUUAUCUGUUUACAUUCAAAGAGAGCAGCUGACGCCGCAGCUGUAGAUUGCAAUAUCCACACAUCUAACCACAUCGCAACACCAAAAACAUAUAAAGGAAAUAGUGAGAGCGCAAAAACAGCGGUAAAUUCGGCAAAUUACGUUACACAACCCAUCGAAACUGCACCGAGAGAGCGGCAGAGAGCGACAAAAGAGCGAGGAAGAACAAAAGCAGCAAUGGGUCUACUAAGCGAGGGCAGUCCACUCUCCUGGGAGGAGACCAAGGCACUGGCUGAUCAUGUCCGAGAGCAUGGAGUGAAUCAGUUCAUCAACCUGUACCACAGACUCAAGGAUCGCCAGGGGGACAUUCUGAAGUGGGGCGACGAGGUGGAGUACAUCAUUGUCAAGUUCGACGAUGAGCAGAAGGUGGCACGUGUUGCGCUGCGCGCCCAGGAUCUGCUGGCGCAGCUCAAUGAGAAGGAACUGGCCGAUCCCAAGGGCGUCAAGUCGCUGUGGCGUCCGGAAUACGGAGCCUACAUGAUUGAGGGCACACCUGGCAAGCCCUUCGGCGGCCUGAUGGCUCACUUCAAUCUGGUGGAGGCCAAUAUGCGCUAUCGUCGCGAGGAAGUCACCGAGCUGUUGGCAAAGGACGAGUGCGUCAUGUCCAUCACGAAUUUCCCGCGCCUCGGCGCCCCCAAUUUCACCUAUCCGCUUGCCCAGCCACGUCCCGAAGAUCCUAUUAGUGCAGCCCGCUCGCUGUACUUCCCGGAUGAGGCCAUCUUUCCGGGUCAUCCGCGUUUCAAGACCCUCACCCGUAACAUUCGCAAGCGACGCGGCGAGAAGGUGUCCAUCAAGCUGAAGGUUUUUAAGGACACGAAGACCAAACUGCCGGUGGAGGGUGCUCCGCCUGGAGAGCCGGAUGUGGUGCUCCUGGACGCCAUGGGCUUCGGCAUGGGCUGUUGCUGCCUGCAGCUAACCUUCCAGGCGUGUAACAUUACGGAGGCUCGUCGCCUCUACGACCAGCUGGCUCCCCUCUGUCCCAUCAUGUUGGCUCUGACAGCCGCUUCGCCCAUUUACAGGGGCUAUCUUACCGAGUCGGACUGCCGCUGGAAUGUGAUUAGCUCCUCUGUGGAUUGCCGCACAGAAGAGGAACGCGGCCUGGCGCCGCUGGAUAAGCAAAAGUUCAGGAUUGCCAAGUCGCGGUACGAUUCGAUUGACUCGUAUUUGUCGCCCGAGGGAGCCAAAUACAACGAUGUGCCGCUCACUUACGACGAGAAGGUCUAUAAGCGUCUGGUGGAGGGCGGCAUCGAUCAUCUGCUGGCCCAACAUGUGGCCCAUUUGUUUAUCCGCGACACCGUGUCGCUGUUCAGCGAGAAAGUGCACCAAAAUGACAACGAGGAUACAGAUCAUUUCGAGAACAUUCAGUCCACCAACUGGCAGACCAUGCGCUUCAAGCCGCCGCCGCCGAACAGCUCCAUUGGAUGGCGUGUCGAAUUCCGACCUUGCGAGGCCCAGAUCAGUGAUUUCGAGAACGCGGCCAUCGUGUGCUUUGUGGUGCUGCUCACCCGUGUGAUCCUCUCCUACCAGCUGAACUUCCUCACGCCGAUCAGCAAGGUGGACGAGAACAUGCAGACGGCCCAGAAGAGGGAUGCCUGUCGCAAGGAGAAGUUUUGGUUCCGCAAAUCCUCAAAGACCACGGAGCAGAGGGCGGCCAAGGCACAAGCUCAAGCCCAGGCCAAGACCAAUGGCAAGGCCACUUUAAAUGGAAAUGGACUGGCUAAUGGCAAUGGCAGCGAGAACGGUGACCAGGAGGAGCAGCAGCCUCUGACCAACGGUACGGCCAAGAUGAAUGGGCACGGAAACACCAAUGGCACCACUAACGGGACGACCAACGGCACCAAUGAUGGCGCCGAUAGCGAUCAUACCGACACCGAUGACGAGGAGAACGAGCUUUUCCAGCUGCUUUCCAUCAAUGAGAUCUUCAAUGGAAAGCCCAACGUGUUUCCGGGUCUGGUACCAUUGAUCCGCAGCUAUUUGCAGUCCAUGGAGGUGGACACCGAUACGCAUUGCACUAUUGAACAGUAUCUUCGCUUUAUCGAAAAGCGUGCCGCCGGCGAGUUGAUCACCACGGCCACCUGGAUGCGUGAACAGGUGCUAAGCCACCCGGACUACAAGCAGGAUUCCGUGGUGAGCGAGCGCAUCAACUACGAUUUGCUGAAGCGCAUACAAGGCAUCCAGGAGGGCAAGCAGGUGGAGCCGGCGCUGCUCGGACAGGGCUAUCAUUCCAAGACAAAGACGAAAGACUUCAUUCCGCCGGCUUUGCAGAAGCAGCUGGCCAAGAACGGCUGCUGCGAGGAGAAAUGAUCGAGAAGCGCGCUGCGGACGCGUCCAACGCAGCUGGCCGCCGGUGGCCGGCGCAUGUGAUUCGGGUUUUGUGGGUCCGUUCGGAUGGAGUGCGGCAUAUAUGUUGAGGGCAAAGGCGGAGGCAUCGGCAAAACGAAACGGAAUGGCUACGAUACGGAUACGGAGCAACAUUUAUCAAUAUUAAUUUAAUAGCAUCAUUUCAAACGGAUUAACAAUUAGCGUGCACCAGGAUCCCUAUUGUGGACAAAUGUUUUGCGGCCGUGCGUGACCUUUUGGAAAUGAAAGUCAGGCAGACAAGUUGGAGGAUAAGGAGGAUGGAUUAAGGAAAGGUUAUGGGGCACACGAGGAUCCACCUAUCAGAGGAUCCCCCGCCAGCCAGGAAAUCCUCCGCAUCAUCAUGCUCUCGUCGUCGUUUCGAUGGGACUUCGAGAUGCCCGAGCCCUCAAUCACAGCCGAAUUGCCAUAGUUAAAUAGAGAGCUAAUGGGAACUUCGAAAUCUACUAUAUACCAACGUCAAGAACUACAGCAGCAAUAUAAAUCUCAACCAAGUGCCGUUCCACAAGACCUACAAAAAUAUGAAUACAUAUAGUUCAAAACGAGGCAAGGUUAAAAGCGUAUUUCUGUUUGUUUUCGUUUACAUCAUAUAUAUUUAUUAUAUUAUUCCUAUUCUUAUAAAUGCAAGUACAAUGAAAAGUUGUUUAUUUUUUUUAAUAGAUAUAUUUACACACAACACACGCAAAUACACAUAUGUCUAAAAGUGGCCUGCUGUUAUUAAACUAGAUAUGAUAAGUACAUAUAACGAAAAACAACACUGUGCUAUUAUAAUUUAUUGUGUAUGUGAUUGUUUCACCAUUAUGAUACGAUUAUGAUUUAUUGUGACCACAAGCAAGCAAAUAAACAGAAAAUAUUGUUGAAUCUUUAAACUUAAUCGAAUUGGGUCGUCUAGGACAUAGGGACUUUUGAUAUGAUGCCUUCUAAAGCAAACAAAAAUUGUAAUUAUAUACUAUAUAUGCCUAGUGAACGUUAUUACAAAGGGAAUCGCCCUGCGAACUGUAGUCUAAAAUAGCAAAUUGCGAACUUUCUGAGACGGUUAUAACUUAUCAAAAAGAAAAAAGCAAUAUAUAUUAUACAUAUGUGUGCCACAGGCAAAAUGUUUAACCGAAAUACUUGCUAGCAUUUAAAUAAAGAUUUUUAUAACGAAGCCCAAUUAUUUGCUUGCCCUUAAAAUCAGUAUUUUUAUAUAAAUCACUCCAUGUACUGUCCCCCACAAGCAAGUUAAAUAUUCUAUGCAAAUAAAGAAACGUUUUGCUGAAAACAGA
Drosophila erecta is the source of this 4121-nucleotide messenger RNA. It is a transcript of the gene Gclc, whose product is annotated as glutamate--cysteine ligase. The transcript has 6 exons. Gene Ontology annotation, molecular function: glutamate-cysteine ligase activity. Bases 676 to 2802 code for a protein of 708 amino acids. Gene Ontology annotation, cellular component: glutamate-cysteine ligase complex. NCBI's taxonomy places the organism in Eukaryota, Metazoa, Arthropoda, Insecta, Diptera, Drosophilidae. Gene Ontology annotation, biological process: glutathione biosynthetic process. The record is from RefSeq and is a predicted model, not a curated record.